Cylicocyclus nassatus is the source of this 1212-nucleotide messenger RNA. The record is from the annotation of a GenBank genome assembly. NCBI's taxonomy places the organism in Eukaryota, Metazoa, Nematoda, Chromadorea, Rhabditida, Strongylidae.
GAAAUCUUCACAAAGUACUCAUCUCACCCAGGUAGCAUGACUUUAGUCAAUAAUAAUAAGUUUUAGGUGCGUAUGUGACAAAAUAGAAUGCUGGGUGUGCUGCUGGUAACAAUAGUGAAUCUAGCAAUAGCCAAGGAAACCGGGUACGAAAAAUUGCUUGAUGAACAGAAGAUCAUCAAACAUUUACUGGAAAAUCCGCAGAACGACUACGAUUGGAGGGUCCGUCCUCGAGGACGACUCAAUGAACCUGACGAUUAUGUUGAUGCUGACCCAGUAAUUAUCACUGUCAACAUGUACCUCAGGAGCAUCUCCAAAGUAGAUGACGUUAAUAUGGAAUAUUCUCUACACUUCACUUUCCGAGAAGAGUGGGUGGACGAACGGCUGUAUUUCAGCAGUCCCAAACUCUCGCAUAUUGUGCUUUCACCUGGACAAAGAAUCUGGGUGCCAGAUACUUUCUUUCAAAAUGAAAAAGAUGGCAAAAAACAUGAUAUCGACACACCGAACAUCUUGAUCCGAGUGCACAACGGAACUGGACGGAUACUCUACUCAUGUCGCUUAACUCUCACUCUUAGCUGCCCAAUGAAAUUAGCCGAUUAUCCCCUUGAUGUGCAGACCUGUGUAGUCGAUUUUGCUUCUUACGCAUACACCACUAAAGAUAUAGAGUACAUCUGGAAAGACGAGAAACCUAUCCAGAUCAAGGAUGGUCUCCGUCAAUCACUGCCUUCAUUUUUGCUCAGCAAUGUACGAACUGGAAAUUGUACAUCCGUAACGAACACGGGUACCUAUUCCUGCCUACGAACAAUUAUUGAAUUAAAACGAGAAUUCAGUUAUUACCUCCUGCAAUUGUACAUACCUUCAUUCAUGCUUGUUGCUGUGUCAUGGGUAUCCUUUUGGCUAGACAAGGACUCUGUCCCAGCUAGAGUGACUCUUGGAGUGACCACUCUCCUCACUAUGACUACUCAAGCUUCGGGUGUAAACGCUAAUCUACCUCCCGUCAGCUACACUAAAGCGAUUGAUAUCUGGAUUGGAGUAUGUUUAGCAUUCAUCUUUGGAGCAUUGUUAGAGUUUGCACUGGUAAAUUGGGCAGCUCGCCAAGAUCUCGCACAACAUGCCUACAGAGCUCGACAGCAGCAAAGCUUGCAUAUGUACUUUAGGAAUCAGCAAAUACGACGCACUGAACUGCACCCGUUUCAUCCUGCAAUGCAAGCACAG